Pseudophryne corroboree (corroboree frog) is the source of this 2560-nucleotide messenger RNA. RefSeq names its product paired box 5 (gene PAX5). Gene Ontology annotation, biological process: regulation of transcription by RNA polymerase II; anatomical structure development. Gene Ontology annotation, molecular function: RNA polymerase II cis-regulatory region sequence-specific DNA binding; DNA-binding transcription factor activity, RNA polymerase II-specific. NCBI's taxonomy places the organism in Eukaryota, Metazoa, Chordata, Amphibia, Anura, Myobatrachidae. The coding region runs from base 83 to 1039 and encodes 318 amino acids. The record is from RefSeq and is a predicted model, not a curated record. The transcript has 9 exons.
AGUAAUUGGAGGAUCAAAACCAAAGGUUGCAACACCCAAAGUUGUAGACAAAAUAGCGGAUUACAAGAGACAAAACCCUACUAUGUUUGCAUGGGAGAUCAGGGAUCGGCUAUUAGCAGAGCGAGUGUGUGACAAUGACACAGUGCCCAGCGUCAGCUCCAUAAACAGGAUCAUCAGAACAAAAGUUCAACAGCCCACCAACCAGCAAGUACCCCCUUCAAACCACAGCAUAGCUUCUACUGGAUCAGUGACUCAGGUCUCUUCAGUAAGCACAGACUCAGCAGGUUCCUCAUAUUCCAUCAGUGGAAUUCUGGGAAUUGCGUCAUCUAAUGCCGAGAGCAACAAACGCAAAAGAGAUGAAGGUAUUCAGGAAUCUCCCAUCCCAAAUGGCCAUUCAAUACCAGGAAGAGACUUCCUUCGGAAACAAAUGCGAGGAGACCUCUUUACUCAGCAGCAACUAGACGUAUUGGACCGGGUGUUUGAGAGGCAACAUUACACUGACAUUUUUACUACCACUGAGCCCAUCAAACCAGAGCAGCAGGUCCGUUGGCUCCCACGUUUGGAACAGGUUGAGUUUUCUGGCGGUUCCGCAGCUCAGUGGCGCGAUUUUCGACUUUCUCUUCAUCAUGAGCCCCACAGCCGAACCUCGACAACAGAAUAUUCAGCCAUGGCUUUAACUGGUGGUUUGGAUGAAAUGAAAUCCAGUCUAACAAGUCCUUCUACAGGUGAUUUAGGAGGAACUGUUCCUGGACCCCAAUCAUAUCCCAUUGUGACAGGUCGUGAUUUGGCAAGCACAACCCUCCCGGGGUACCCUCCGCACGUCCCCCCUGCCGGACAGGGCAGCUACACUGCUCCGACGCUGACAGGAAUGGUGCCUGGGAGCGAUUUCUCUGGGAGUCCGUACAGCCAUCCACAGUAUUCUUCAUAUAACGAUUCCUGGAGAUUUCCUAACCCUGGAUUACUAGGUUCUCCAUACUAUUACAGUGCAGCAAGAGGAGCAGCGCCCCCUGCAGCCGCCACUGCCUAUGACCGUCACUGACAGAACGCAACAAGAACAUAAGCACUUACAACACCUAUUAUUUGUGGCAACUGUACAAUAUGAAUUCAUCUACUAUGAUAUCCUGAGAAGAAAAUAAGGAGUAUUCCAGAAUUGUCACAUUGGACAGAGGAUCAUUUAUUUUUCAAACAUCUUUUAAAUUAUGGGAGUUGGUACUUAAUAUUUAUUCCACACUUCACGUGCUAAUAUUUGUAGCCUCAUGAAUAUUGGAAUGGUAAAUUGCUUUGGCUACAUUGGGAUGGAUGCAAACAGUUAAACAGAUCAUUUAUUUUGUUUUUUCAAAUUUUGCUAUACAGCGUCAUUGUAAAUAACGUGUGAUUUAUGAGGUGAGCUUAGCAGAAAUUGUAACAUGAUACAAGUGUGAAACUGAAAGUGCUUACAGCAUACUUAUCAUAUUUUAUAAAAUGCUGCACUGAUUCAUAGAGUUCAGUAAGCUUUAAUCCAACAUUAAACCAGGUUACCAUCCACUACGACUACAUUUGAGGAUGAUGUCAAUAUGUAUAUUUAUUUCAUAUGUAAUAUGAUUUCCAUAAACGUAUGACAUUCUGCAUUGUGCUGUCAAUGUGAAUUAACACCUCCAAGUAUUUUUCAUUAAGGAAAACAGAUAUUAGAUACCUCUCAAUGUAAGUCAUUUCCCUAAAAGUAACACCACCUAAUACAACAUUUAUUCUAAAAUCAAUUUAAACUAUAUGUGGAAAAAUCUAUUUUGUAAGAGAGAUAGGAGAUUUUGUGUUAGACAGACAUGUUUUAAUAAUAUAAUACUUUACAUGUAGGAAGUUUACCCAACUGUUAAAAAAGUGUACAAAAUACUGACACCAAAAUGUAUUGUCCUCACUUUGAAACAGGUGACAAGCAAGUCAGCAGACAAAAAUGAGAGGAUGGUUCACUGUUUCCAUGUCAUAUUAAAGCUUUUGAUCUUAUAUGUAUUUCUAUCAUUACAUGUCCAGUUAUGAUCACUUGGAAGUAGUCAUUAUGUGGUAUUACAGGUUGAGUAUCCCUUAUCCAAAAUGCUUGGGACCAGAGGUAUUUUGGAUAUCGGAUUUUUCCGUAUUUUGGAAUAAUUGCAUACCAUAGUGAGAUAUCAUGGUGAUGGGACAUAAAUCUAAGCACAGAAUGAAUUUAUGUUUCAUAUACACCUUAUACACACAGCCUGAAGGCCAUUUUAUCCAAUAUUUUUUAUAACUUUGUACAUUAAACAAAGUGUGUCUACAUUCACACAAUUCAUUUAUGUUUCAUAUACACCUUAUACACAGCCUGAAGGUCAUUUAAUACAAUAUUUUUAAUAACUUUGUGUAUUAAACAAAGUUUGUGUACAUUGAGUCAUCAAAAAACAAAGGUUUCACUAUCUCACUCUCACUCAAAAAAGUCCUUAUUUCGGAAUAUUCCGUAUUUCGGAAUAUUUGGAUAUGGGAUACUCAACCUGUACUCUAUAUGGUAUAAUGCAUCCACUGCUGUUAAAUUAUAAUGAUAUUAAUAUACAGGGGUAGAUGUAUUAACUUGGAG